CAGCGGCCUGGAACAUUUGUAAUCCGACGUUAGAAGUCAGCGGAUCGUGGCCCAAAAAAGUAGAGAAAAAAUAAACUUAGAUAAAUAAUAAAAAGUGUCCCAGCCAGCUGGUAAAAGAUACUGAUUCCUGACUCUGGACUUCGCGUGUGUGUCUGUGUGGCCAAAGAUUUGGAGUUACUGUUAGUUGACACUAAUACGAGAGCGAGUGAAAUACGAGAAAUUCAAGAAAAACCGAACGUGAAUCGCGAGUGCAAAAAGUAAAGAGAAUCAAAAAAUAAAAUAGUAAGCAAGAUCGCUUAAGAAUCCCAAGUCUUAGCCAAUAGAAACCUGAAGAAAACGAAACUGCAAUCUUGGUCAAAAUGGUGCGGUUAAGUGCAGCCUGGAGCUGCUUUAUGGCCCUGAUUGCGUUUGUUUCCGCUGCUGCUGGCUCCUCGGCGGAUUAUCCGGGUGUUAUCGAACUGGUGGGCUACAGCAAUCGCCGGGCACGCACCUAUUUCCAGGAGUCACCACGCUCCAAUCCCAAUCCCCCACCCGGCUUAACUUCGGCCAAAACCAGGGCGGACAUUGAGACCGUAAAGAGGAAUAUCCGGAAAUAUGAUCGCUUACUGGAGCUGGAUACAAAAAAUCUGCCUGAGCAGCAGAAGGAUAUGCUGGCCAGGAUUGUGGAGCGUGUGGCCAGGUUAAAGGAAUCUCUGGACAUUGAAGAGCAGCAGUUUAACCGACAGGAAGCCACAUCCUCAAGGAGCAGUAGUACCUCCAGUACCACUCCCCAAGAAACACAAACGGAAGCGGAAACGGAACGAGAUCAGGAGCAGUUCGAGCAGAGCACUCAGCCGCCAACUGGAGCCACCGAAGCUGAAACGGAUCCCACUCUAAUCCUAGACGAAACCACUUUGCUGGAACUACAAAAUACGAUGAACGAGCAGGCUGCCAUGAGUACCAUAAUGAAGGAGCUGCCAACGACCACGGAUGUGAGUCAGCAGGAAGUGGAAUCGGAGGCCACCGAUGAGGAGGGAGAGACCACUUCACCCAACCUGACCACCCAAUCGGAGGCAUCGACUACCAGUGAUGAAUCCCUCACCGAUUCCACCGAUCCCGAUGAUCAGUUUGUGGCUGCCAGAUCGAAUAACAAUAUAGCGGCCAUAACGGCGGCCGAUGAUGCCGAUGGCACCACCACAACCACCGCCAAUUCGGGCAGUCAGCAGCGCACCUUGACCACUAUGGGAAAACUAAAGAAUAGGGCCACCAAGCGACCUUUCGCCCACAAGGUCACCGCCGCCCUGAAACGCGGAGGUCAGCGUCCAAGUAGUGUCAGUGCAGCAGCUGCUAAUGCGGCAGCAGCCUCGAAACCAAGCAGCAGCACCACUGCCACCGCCAGUAGCACCACUCAAAAGCAAAAACUAGCCACCAAUAGCUUCCAGCAGAAGCAGCAGCAAUCGAAACCCUUGCAAAAGGUGACACCCUCAAUUGGAGGAGGUUCCUCAUCCAAUCCGUCUUCUUCGUCAAUUCCUUCAGCUACCACGAACUCAGCAUCUCCUGCUUUGCCCAUCGAGCAGAUGUAUACCCGUACUCCUCAGGCUAAUAUUCCACUGGCUGCAGCGGCAGCAGCAGCUGCCUCUUCAUCCGCAGCAGCAGCUGCAGGAUCCGGUGCUACUCCUGCCACUUAUAGCAACCAACAGGAUACCAUGGUCUACGACGGACAUGUCAAUGCUUCGGCCUUAAUCGACAGCCUCAACACGAACGCUAGGGAGGAGUACUACCAGCAGAAACUUGGAGCCGCCAAUAAGGAUAAUAAGAAAACGGCGACAGCGAAACCAACGAAAUAUCAUUAUUAUCCGCACAAUCAGCACAUCUAUCUGCUGCCCGAGUGUGCCAUUCAACAAGUUUGUAAUGCCGUCUACGUGAGACUGAACUACACCCAACCGCUCUGUGCCUGUCCAUCAAGAUAUCGUGAUCCCUGCUCGGCCAGUCUGAAUGAAGAUGAUCAGCAUACCACAAAAUUGGUUGGCGAUAAUAAGAAGAAGGCCAUAACGUUGGCCAAAACCUGCGAGGCCACCACUGAAAUGCGCGAAUGCCGUUCACCCAAGGAUUGGUCCCUUCUGGCGCUCCAAAACACACGAACUGGCAAAUCGCACUACCUGGUCAUCUGCCGUUGUCCCGAUCACUUCAAGAUGGAGGGACCCAUGGCUCAUGACCAACCCACUUAUGCCAGCGUGCCCGGAAUCCGAGUCUUUGGCAUGAUGUGCGUGAAACCAGGAUACUCGGUGCGCAAGCCCAGCAACCAGCCACCCAAGAGGUAUCAAUUACAGAAGCCCUUCUAUCGUCCAUCGGUCGGAACUACUGUCGGUGGUCAGAAGGAUAGUUAUGGAAGACCCAUCUACGGCGGUGGCAGUUCCUCGGGAAGCUCUGCCAUUAGCUCCAACUACCAGCCGCAGGAUCAGAGCUUCCAGAAUGGAGGAAGCAGUUCGUAUCAGUACCUCAACCGACCGGAGAGCAGCGGUAGCCAUAGCUCUGCCAACUUCCGUCCGGAUCAGUUCUCGAUAAACAACUUCCCCGGAAGCAACUACGGAAGGAACAACGAGAGACGCGGUGAUUUACCACCAAUUGAGGCAAUUUCGAGUGGAUCGGGAACUGGAACCGAGGAGCAACCGAGCAGCAGUACUCCUGCGGGUGAGGAGGAGGCCAGGACCACUCUGCAAGCGGAACAGGAAGCAGAACCGGCGGCUCCAGCGGUCCCCGUGAAUGCAGAACUAACCACCACGGCGGAGGAAGCUCCGAUAGAAAGUCGGGCCAGGCGAUCGCUUCCCGAAACGGACGACUUUGAACCAGAAUUCCCGUGGGAUCGUGUCGUCGAGUUCCAGCAGAGCAUCAUUUGGGACUAAGAGUUCCGGGAAUACCAACCAAUCCUAGUAGAUAAAAUUUUAAUAGCACAAGGCGACAUUUCCGGCGACUAUAAACUGUGCAAAAAACAACUGUGACUGAAGUAAUGAUGAGAGAACGGCUUCGAGAAAGCAUAAAGUUCACGUCACGUCACGUAACGUCUAGCGUAGCGUAACGUAAUUAGCUAAGCUUUUCUUAAUUUAAAACAUGUUUUUAGGCAUUUCCCUUGGCAUUUCUUCCCAGCAUUUCUUCUUAACACCCGCCCGCCCCCUCUUAAUUUAUAUAUUUAUACAUGUAUUUAUUUACAAAACAAUUUACGAAUUAAUUAAACAAUUACACGUGCCCGGGCGCGAUCGCAUUAAUUGUUUAAUUAAUUUGUUUUGCAUUUAAGCGUAAACAAGGCCUCAACUUUUUAAAAUAAUAUUUAAAGAUUUAAACGAAUAGUUUAGGUGCGAAACUGGAAACUAUUUUAAAAGGAAACAACUAAACAAAACGAUAAUUAAAUACAAAAAACCAACACCGAAAUUAUUUAACCUAAAUUUAGUUGCUUAUUUAUGUUUAGACCUAAGCUGCAUUUACUAGUAGUUAAAUAAAUACUAUUUUAAAAAUACAAA
Messenger RNA from Drosophila eugracilis, 3494 nucleotides. RefSeq lists its product as uncharacterized. NCBI's taxonomy places the organism in Eukaryota, Metazoa, Arthropoda, Insecta, Diptera, Drosophilidae. The transcript is spliced from 5 exons. The record is from RefSeq and is a predicted model, not a curated record. The coding region runs from base 360 to 2882 and encodes 840 amino acids.